AUGGGUUUGGGAACCACCAUCGGCUACGGCUUCUGCUGCAUCUCCGAGGAGUGCCCGCUGGCCAUCUUCACCCUGGUGGCCCAGCUCGUCAUCACCGGCCUGGCCGAGAUCUUCGUCACCGGCACCUUCCUGGCCAAGCUGGCGCGGCCCAAGAAGCUGGCGGAGACCAUCAAGUUCAGCCAGUCGGCGGCGGUGUGCCGGCGCCGGGGCCCGCUGUGCCUGAUGCUGAGGGUGGCCAACAUGAGGAAGAGCCUGCUCAUCCAGUGCCAGCUGACGGGGAAGCUGUUCCAGUCCAACGUGACGGGAGGAGGGCGAGAAGACGCAGAUCCACCAGAGCUCGGUGGACUUCCACAUGGACUCCAGCGGCGAGUGCCCAUUCCUCAUCCUGCCCCUCACCUUCUACCACGUCCUGGACGAGCGCAGCCCCCUGUCCGGCCUGACGGCGGAGAACCUGCUCACCCGCGACUUCCAGCUGCUCGUCACCCUCAACGCCACCAUGGAGUCCACAGUGGCCACGUGUCAGAGCCGCACCUCCAGGAGAUCCUGUGGGGCUACGAGUUCAAGCCGGUGCUGUUCAGCACGCCCAGCGGCCGCUACGUGGCCAACUUCAAGUUCUUCGACAAAGUGCAGGCGAGCAGCGACCCGGCGAUCGUCAGCAACAACACGGAGAAGCUGAAACUGGAGGAGGACGACAAGAAGGGGUAA
Messenger RNA from Salarias fasciatus (jewelled blenny), 705 nucleotides. It is a transcript of the gene kcnj15, whose product is annotated as potassium inwardly rectifying channel subfamily J member 15. The record is from RefSeq and is a predicted model, not a curated record. Gene Ontology annotation, cellular component: plasma membrane. Gene Ontology annotation, biological process: potassium ion import across plasma membrane; regulation of monoatomic ion transmembrane transport. The transcript is spliced from 2 exons. Lineage: Eukaryota; Metazoa; Chordata; Actinopteri; Blenniiformes; Blenniidae. Bases 1 to 705 code for a protein of 234 amino acids. Gene Ontology annotation, molecular function: inward rectifier potassium channel activity.